This is a messenger RNA of Prorocentrum cordatum, 2814 nucleotides long. The record is from the annotation of a GenBank genome assembly. NCBI's taxonomy places the organism in Eukaryota, Dinophyceae, Prorocentrales, Prorocentraceae.
GCUUCCAGGGCCGCCAGCAAGAAGUCAAAGCAGCAGGAGGAGGCAGAUGGUGGUAUCCCGUAUCUCGACGUCCGAAUGGCCACCUGCAGCACCUGCCACCAGAACACUCACGGUUGGGAGACGGACGCCAAAGAUGGCAGGACAGAGCCGUUGUGGUGGACGAAUGGCGAGAAGAGCAACAAGACGGGCCUCUGGGUACCGAUGGGCGCUGAAUGCGGUGGAUGCGGGUACGUGCGCAACCGCUACUACGAGAAAGGCACGAGCCAACAAGAGGUCAACAGAAAACUCGCAGAGGAAGAGGGCGAGGCUGAGCGCCACCAGAGGCUCCGCGCAGAGAAGGUCACAGGAGGGUGCAAGUUCGCCCACACCGAUUCAGCCAAUACAAAGUCCAAGACCAGCGUUGAGAAGCAAUCGUUUAGAGAGGCGGCCGAGGAGGGUACCUGCACUCCGUUGAAGGAGUUCGCGAGGAUCAAGGGGCUCAGUUUCCCGACCGAGAACCAACUGGAGGAGUGCAUCACCAAGACCAUGGGUUUCGAGAUCGAGGAUGCCGACGGCGGGCGGGUCGUCGUCCAACCAGAUUUGCCAGCAGGAUCGCACAGGCACAGGCGCGGCAAGAGAGACGUCGCAAAACAGAUGGUCGUGGAGGGGCACGUUGACCAGGCAGCGGCUGAACAGCGCCACGCAGAGAAUGUGCAAGAGGGUGCCCUUGGCACGCCUGAGCGCCGCGUCUUGGGCAAGACGUCCUUCCCGCCAGUUGCGACCCACCGCUCGAUUCCGAGGAGCCAGCGACCCCUGUCGAGCUCUUGGUCUUGGUCCUUGCCCAAUGAAGCCUUCGACGAGGAUCCUGAUCAUGACCAUGACAUUGCUAGACUGAGCGACGUGGACUCCAGCAUCGCAAGCUCGACGAUCUGCACGCCCGCGCCCAACGCCCCUCAAAGGGUGGAGCGCUGCCUCCUGUCGGCGAGAGGGGAGCGCAAGAGGAAGCGCAUUUCUGAAGGUGACCUGUCCGCCGCCGGGGCAGCAGAAGCAGCGCUGAACGAUGCGGAUGAGUACUUCUCGGCUGACAUCCUGUGGAGCGGGAAGUACAAGAAGAGGGACUUCGAGAACCAGCGCACGAAGCUGGCUGCCAACGCAGCCAAAGCAGCAGCCUCCGUCGGGGUGGCCGACUCGGCGGAGGUGCCCGAGAAGCUCUUCAAGAAAAGCGUAGACAUUUACACGAUGAAGGAGACUUUGGAUCUGUUCAAGGAUCGGCCGCAGGACUUCGUGGAGAAGCUGGACGGCUUGCCAGGCAAGUUCAACGACAGAUUCAAGUCCUGUCCCCAAGGGGCCCAAGCCAACAUGCUGUCGAGCACCGUGUUCACCUUGCUGUCGACGGGUGACAUUGCCAACGAGGUCAUGGCCCUGAAGGUGGCGAAGUACGACGACUGCUGCGACCACUUCUCGGUGGCGACCCUGGCGAAGUCUGGGUGCUCGGAGGCUUUUGUGUCGAGUUGUCAGGUGAACCUCGUGGCGAGCUUCAUCGACAAGAUGGUCAAGAAGCCCAAUCGCGACGACUUCGCCAAGCUGAUGAAGUCUGGCGAGUGCACGGUUGGGAAGGUCAACAUCGCAGAUUUGGACACGGGCAACAGCAUGAUCGACGUUGUCAUGGGCUGGACCCCUCAGUGCGCUGCCGACUUGUACUCGAUGGGGUUCUUCGGGAGGGUCUUGGGGGCCAGUGCAGGGGACAAGCUACCCAGGGGCCUUCGCCCCGAAGGGAUUCAUCUCGCCUCUCACAAGGGCAAGAUCGGCAACCGCCUUCAGUGCUACAUGAAGGUGUCGGGCGGUAACGUCAGCCAUGCCAAGGUCGCCUGGGAGCGCAUUCCAAUUCCAGGGCGCGGCGGGGGAAACGGCGCAUCCCUGGCGGACAACGUCGUCAACGAUGUGGCGAAGUGCGUGCACGAGCUGGAGAAGUACGCCAACGUCGAGGAGCAAGGCAGCGCCAGCGCAGUGGAACGUACUUUCUCGGCGCUCCAAGACGUCAUCAUGUCCAACUCCGCGGCAACGUUCAGCAAGUACAUGGACGCCGUCGACGACGAGGGCGACCACGAGGGCCAGCAACUCUACAAGCUCAAGGGCGACUUGGUGUCGAACAUCUUCCGCGCGCAGCAGGUCGUCGUCGACUUCUCGGGCGGGCUCGCUGGUUUCGUGGGCUCCAUCUUCAGCGAUGACUUCUCGAGCUAUGUGGACGUGGAGGCCUCGCAGCGCUGCGAGGUCGCAGUGAAAGUCUGCGAAGCGAAGGCCCACACCGCGAAGAGGUGCGACGAGUCCAGGCUUGCUUCGUGGUCGGAGAUUUGGGAGUUAGAGUCGAAAGUGCAGGUCGCGCCAAAGGCGAAUUCUGGGAGCAGGGCACAUCCAUUUCAAGAGAUUGUCGAUUGUAUUUCGAAGAUGUCGUCGGAGGGCGUGAUCCUCUCCGCGGUCAGGCCAAUCGUGGGAUCACCGAAGUGCGAGCUCGCAACUCAGAACUUCUUCUUCGUCAUUGCCGAGCUCGUCGGGGCCUUGCCUCCAGCGGUCAGCGCGCUCGUCGAGUCGGCGAAGGCGUGCAGGUCCAUCAAGGUCACUGCGGAACAGGUGCUCGCAGGCAAUGCCGUCGGGUGCAUGCAAAGUACCAGUGCCCUGCGUCUCGUCGAGUCGCUGAUCGAGCCAGUGUCCACCAAGACCGAGGUGCAGGAGUGGAGAGUGGCGCUCAUGGUGCAGCGGGGCACCUCGUUCCAAGAGCUAGUGGAGAAGCUCGACCCGAUGUGCAUGACAGCCUUCAUCAGGAAGUACAGGGAUCCG